Aspergillus affinis is the source of this 3801-nucleotide messenger RNA. RefSeq names its product ABC transporter ATP-binding protein. NCBI's taxonomy places the organism in Eukaryota, Fungi, Ascomycota, Eurotiomycetes, Eurotiales, Aspergillaceae. The transcript has 10 exons. Gene Ontology annotation, cellular component: membrane. Gene Ontology annotation, biological process: transmembrane transport. The record is from RefSeq and is a predicted model, not a curated record. The coding region runs from base 1 to 3801 and encodes 1266 amino acids. Gene Ontology annotation, molecular function: ATP binding; ATP hydrolysis activity; ABC-type transporter activity.
AUGGCGACUCUCGAGAAAUCCGUGGCCCCCAGUCCAGAGGGCUCGCUGGCAUCGAUACCCGAAAAGCCCAGUGAGCCCAACACCCCCAAGAAGGACGGGGGUAUGAAGAGCUAUGUCAGAAUAUUCGGAUAUACUGAUCGGUUUGGCUGGUUUCUUAACGUCCUGGCCUUGAUCGGGACCAUUGGCGCAGGUAGCGCGUUGCCUCUGAUGGAUUUGCUUCUCGGCAAGAUGAUCACAACCUUCAACAGCCAGGCUACUGGCGCCGACUCUGGUUCGAAAUUCCAGUCCGAGUUGAACAGAUAUACCCUCUACUUCGUUUACCUGUUUAUUGCAAAGUUCGGGUUGGUGUACAUCUGGACUCUAUCCUUAUCAGUCUCCUCGCUCCGGACUACCAAAGCCGUGCGCAUCGCCUUUUUGACUCGCUUGUUGCAACAAGACAUCGCCUACUUCGACUCCAACCAGGGCGGGUCACCGGUUGUACAAGUCACCACGAACGCCAACCUCGUCAACCAAGGUAUUUCCGAGAAGCUUGGAUUUGCAAUACAGGGAAUCGCUACUUUUGUGGCGGCCUUCGUCGUGGCCUUUGUCGUACAGUGGAAGUUGACGUUGAUUACGAUUUGUAUCGUCCCGGUUAUCAUCGUGGUCACGUCUGUAUGUGCAGACCUCAUGGUCAAGCAGGAGAACAACAUCCUGCGCGUCAACGCCGACGCCGGUUCUCUGGCAGAGGAGAUCCUGGCUAGUAUGAAAACCGUUCAUGCCUUUUCCGCGUUUUCCAAAUUGACUGCCAAAUACGACGAGCUGGGGCUGGAGUCCAAACGCCUGGGUUUAUCCCAGUCCUUGAAUAUGGCCAUUCUGUACUCAGCGGAGUUUUUCUGCGUCUAUGCAGGGUAUGGUCUCGCCUUUUGGCAGGGAGUCCGCAUGUAUGCGCGAGGAGAGAUUGCCGAACCUGGCACAGUUGUCACAGUUAUCUUCGCGGUGAUUGUGGCUGCCACAGCCAUGACCCAGAUUGCACCGCAGAUUAUCCAGAUCACCAAAGCCGCUUCAGCUGCUCAGGAAAUGUGGGCUGUUAUCGACCGGGAACCUUCGAUCGACGGGCUUUCACCCGAAGGAGCCCGACCAGAGACCUGUGUCGGAGAUAUUUUGUUGUCGAAUGUCUCUUUCGCAUAUCCCACUCGGCCACAGGUACCAGUCCUUCGAAAUGUCACGCUAGAAAUUCCUGCAAACAAAUCAACCGCCCUAGUCGGGCCCAGUGGUUCGGGCAAAAGUACCGUCACCGGCUUGUUGGAGAGGUGGUAUAACCCACUGGAGGGUUCAAUCACACUUGAUGGACGAGACAUCAAGGAUUUCAACAUUCAGUGGCUGCGGACUCACCUUCGCAUCGUUCAGCAAGAGCCGACGUUGUUCAACGGCUCGGUCUUCGAGAAUGUGGCGUAUGGCCUAGCCGGCACCGAGCAUGUUAAUGCGUCUCGAGAGGAACAGCUCCAGCGCGUCAUUAAGGCAUGCAAAGCGGCAUAUGCCCACGACUUCAUUGAAGCACUCCCAGAGAAAUACGAUACUCAAGUCGGAGAGCGAGCGACCAUGCUGUCGGGCGGCCAGAAACAGCGCAUUGCCAUCGCCCGAAGUAUCGUCUCUGACCCCAAGGUAUUGAUUCUCGACGAAGCCACCAGCGCCCUUGAUCCACAGGCAGAAAAGAUUGUGCAGGAAGCGCUGGACAACGUUUCUGCAUCACGCACGACCAUCACCAUUGCCCAUAAACUGUCCACCAUCAAGAGAGCCGAUCAAAUUGUGGUCUUAUCGCAGGGCGAAAUUGUCGAGAAAGGUACACACGACGAGCUUGACAAAUCUGGUGGUGCCUAUCACCGUCUCAUCCAAGCCCAAGACCUUGGUCGAGUACAGAGCGAUAAUUCUCCGGCGCGAAAGGAGGAGCUGAGCGAAAGCGAGCGGAUUGUGACAAUCCCUUCUAGACGACGUGAUAGUGUCAAAGACACUGGCGUGGUCAAUAACAUCGAAGCACCUUCAAUCCGUAGCAAAAGCUUGAUUCAAUGCUUGUACGUUCUCCUGUCGGAGAGAAGUGAUCUUUGGUUCGAGUUUUUUGUCGUUUUCGCUGCCUGCGUUCUGGGAGGCGCAACGUAUCCAAUUUUGGCUUUUCUAUUUGCCAGAAUCUUGAGUGUGUUUCAAAUUAGUUCCUCGGACCAGAUGGUCAAGAAAGGCGACUUCUACGCUCUCAUGUUCUUUGUGCUGGCCUUGGUUGUACUUUUCGUCUACGCGAUUCUAGGCUGGGUCACAAAUGUUAUUUCAACCUGCAUUGUAUACAUCUACCGGCUGGAGAUGUUCAGAAGCUACAUCCGUCAAGAUAUGACUUUCUACGAUCAACCAGACCAUGUCACCGGGUCUCUGGUGUCACAUCUAUCCACUAAGCCCACUAGUCUCCAGGAGCUUCUUGGAUUCAAUGUUGGUAUCAUCAUCGUUGCAUUGGUGAACAUCGUCUCCAGCUCUAUUCUUGCUCUCGCGGUGGGCUGGAAGCUGGGACUGGUCGUGCUGGCCGGCGCCAUGAUCCCCAUGGUCUUCUGUGGUUACCUCCGAAUCCGCCUUGAAUUCAUGUUGGACGAAGGCAUCUCCAAUCGUUUCUCGCAAAGUGCGGCCUUGGCUGGAGAGGCCGUAUCUGCUAUCCGUACCGUUGCCUCGCUGGCUAUUGAACGAAUAAUCCUGGAGCGGUAUACCGAUGCAUUGGCCGGAAUUGAGCGACGGUCGAUCAAAUCAUUGAUUUGGACAAUGUUCUGGCUCUCAUUGACGCAGUCGCUGUCCUUCCUCUCGAUGGCACUGAGCUUUUGGUACGGCGGGCGUCUGUUGGCCAGCGGCGAGUACUCCUCGACACAGCUGUACAUUGUUGUCAUCGGCUCUAUUCUAUCCGGGGAGGCGGCAGCAUCUUUUUUCAUGUUCAGUACUAGCUAUACGAAAGGUCAGGCCGCCUGUAAUUACAUUUUCUGGCUUCGAUCCUUGCUUCCCGAUGUACGCGAUGGUGAAUCCGACUAUAACCCUGACCAGGUUUCUGGUGCAGCGAAAGUGGCCCUUCAGGAAGUCGGAUUCCGAUAUCCUACACGUCCCAAUCGUCCAGUGCUGAAGGAUGUUGAUGUUGAAAUCCAUCCUGGCCAGAUGGUCGCCUUCGUUGGGCCGUCCGGCCACGGCAAAUCCAGUUUAAUCUCACUCAUCGAGAGAUACUACAAUCCCACAUCCGGAUCCAUUCAAUUUGACGGGUCAGAGAUCGCCAAGAUGUCUCUUUCCUCCUACCGAAGCCAUCUCUCACUAGUUCAACAAGAGCCGGUACUUUAUCAAGGAACCAUCCGGGAGAACAUUGCCCUUGGACUAGAAUCAGAAGCAACCGAUGACCAGAUAGAGGAAGCCUGUCGGCAGGCGAAUGUCUUCGACUUCGUGUCCUCUUUGCCCGACGGACUAUCCACUGUGUGUGGUUCUAGGGGCAGUCUCUUCUCGGGUGGCCAACGACAGCGACUGGCGAUCGCCCGGGCGCUGGUCCGCCGGCCUCGACUGCUUCUCUUAGACGAAGCAACGUCUGCACUAGAUACGGAGAGCGAGAAAAUCGUACAAGCUGCACUGGACAAGGCCAAGGAAGGUCGAACAACAAUUGCGAUCGCACAUCGUCUUUCGACCAUCAGACAUUCAGAUCGAAUCUUUGUCCUCGUGGACGGUCGCAUGAAGGAACAAGGCACACAUGAGCAGUUGCUGCAGCGACAAGGGACUUAUUAUGAGAUGUGCUUGGGACAGGCGCUCGACAGGGCUGCCUAA